Messenger RNA from Astrephomene gubernaculifera, 716 nucleotides. Lineage: Eukaryota; Viridiplantae; Chlorophyta; Chlorophyceae; Chlamydomonadales; Astrephomenaceae. The record is from the annotation of a GenBank genome assembly.
CAACAUUGUUUAGUUACAUUCGACACUGUGACAUGCUUGACCUCCAAGCAGCGCAACGCCUAUCCGGGCGAGGAACAUUUCCCGAGCAUAACCUGCCGCUACGAAGCCGCACCGCAACCUUAGGCCGCAUUCCCAACAGCCACGUCAACUCUCGCCCUUCAUGCAUCGUAAUUGGCGCUAAUUGGGCUGGAAAUUAUGGCAGCCGGAGCUCCGCUGGUACGGCUGCCUCAGCAACCACCUCAGGCGCUGCGGCUAAGAGUGCAAAGCGCGGAGCCGGCAGUCAACGCGAGAGCUUCGUGCCAGAUGAUCAUGAUGACCUCUUAGCAGGCGGAGCCCGAUCUGCCACUGCACGUCGCCUUAAGAUGGUCGUAGCGUACGACGGAUCUGAGUUUGCUGGAUUCCAGUUCCAACCUGGCAAGGUCCGCACCGUACAGGGCGAGCUGGAGCGCUGCGCUCAGCGGCUCUUCCACGGCUGUAGCCGCAUGGUGGGGGCAUCGCGUACGGAUGGAGGAGCGCACGCGUACGGACAGGUUGUCCAUUUUGAUGUGUACGGAGAUCGGGAUGAGCUGGAAUCGGAUACCUUGUACUACAACUCCUUCUUGCCAAAUGAUGUACGAGUAAUUGGGCUGUCGUACGCUGAAGACGGUUUUGACAGCCAUUUCAGCAGUGUUGGCAAGACGUACCUUUAUAAGCUAGCAGGGGGCCUCCCAGACCCA